AGGGGGCCCCGGACGCCGAGCAUCUAUGUCCACGGCCCUGUUCAUGGACGGCGCGGCCUGGGACUUCGAUGAGAUGGUCAUGGCCGACCAGGAGUUCGGCGUCAUGUAUGUCCGCGCCCCGGUGAUCAACUUCAUCCCCUAUCAGGACAAGCAGCGGAACGACGAGAAGUUCCUGAUGCCGAUCUACAAGACGUCGGUCCGCGCGGGGACGCUGUCCACCACGGGCCACUCGACCAACUUCGUGCUGUCGAUCGAGGUGGACACGAACGAGGCCCCUUCGUACUGGAUUCUCAAGGGGGCCGCCCUCCUGACGAUGCUCAACGACUGAGCGGCGGGCCUCCCCUCCGCGGGCCGCCCCCGGAGACCGGGGCUCGGCCGCCGAGGGGGGAAUCUCCUGCGUCGGGGGCAGCGAGAGGGUUCGAGGUCGGGCCUGUCCCUCCAGUGGGUUGGGAUUGCCAGGUGCACAGUAGACUGAGGCUGUUUGGGCUUGAACUGGCGCCCGAGUGUCACCCCGCGCCUGGAAAAAGGUGUUCACCCGGCAUCGCGUGCGCGGUGGAUUCGAUGUCGCGCGAGGACGCGCGGGCGCUGCCCGCUCGGCCGCGUGGCCGCCCGCCAGGCGGCGGGAGCCAGCGUCUGAG
Molecule: messenger RNA, 638 nt
Organism: Prorocentrum cordatum
Lineage: Eukaryota; Dinophyceae; Prorocentrales; Prorocentraceae
Source: the annotation of a GenBank genome assembly